Molecule: messenger RNA, 897 nt
Organism: Gryllus bimaculatus (two-spotted cricket)
Lineage: Eukaryota; Metazoa; Arthropoda; Insecta; Orthoptera; Gryllidae
Source: the annotation of a GenBank genome assembly
AUGUACCGGAAGUAUUGCAACGAGCUGUUCAUCCGCGCCAAGGAGCCUAACCUCUUUGUAGCUCGUGUCUGCUUCAGCCGCCGGAGUGGGGGUCCUCGACGCACGCGCUGCCCUUCUCCAAAAACUCGGACGCGCGGACAUUUCCCGCUUCCUCCCCGCGAAGGCAGGCAGGCAGGUCUAGACAACAGCCGGCAUGAUCCUUCGGCACCCGGCAGCAGCCGCGGCUGCUGCGCUGGUCGCCAUCUUGGCGUGCGCGCUGGCGCCGGCCUCCGCCCAGCGGAGCGGGGCGUGGCCGCGGGCGGGGAGGGGGGCACGGAGGAGAUACAGGCGGUGGAGAAGACGAGGGCCGCUAAUGAACCUUUAGAAGAGGUAAGAAGAGGCGGCAACGUAAAAAUGACCACGAAAGCAGUCGAUGUAGCAGCAGAGGAGAAUUCCAGGAUCGACAGUUCUAGAGAUGGGUAUCGGGGAACCAAAUACGUGCGCGACGCACCGAGUGCGUGGGUUCCUCGUAACCGCAUCCCUGGAAAACGUUGGAGACGCGAGCAGGAAGGCGCUACAAAGACACGGUUUCCUCCGUGGCUGGCGGAGGUGCCUGCGACAACCACACCGCCCGCAUUGUUCGAGGCGGGCGCGCGCUCAGGUGGGCCGCCGCCGCCGCCAGGGUCGCGAGCGAGACAAAAGGCCUCGCGAGGCGGGCACGGAGCGGCCACUGCCCCGCAGGCUCGGGCCCCGCCCUGCCACGCGGCGCGCCGGGCGGGGGCCGGGGCGGGAUAUCGGGCUGUGGGUGUGGCUCGGCGCUUGGGCCGCCGCGACGGGGGACGGCCAUGCGGCAAGGCUACAUGUUUAGCCUUUGAUUUCAUUCUUGCAACUGAAGCGCGUGGGGAAUGUCGCAUGUGA